This is a messenger RNA of Drosophila guanche, 603 nucleotides long. RefSeq names its product prefoldin subunit 1 (gene Pfdn1). The coding region runs from base 131 to 511 and encodes 126 amino acids. Lineage: Eukaryota; Metazoa; Arthropoda; Insecta; Diptera; Drosophilidae. Gene Ontology annotation, biological process: protein folding. Gene Ontology annotation, molecular function: protein folding chaperone. The transcript has 3 exons. Gene Ontology annotation, cellular component: cytoplasm; prefoldin complex. The record is from RefSeq and is a predicted model, not a curated record.
UUUUUGAGGGUUGUGCGGUAUAUUUGAUCGAUAAUCACGUUCACGGCAGAUGUUGAGUUUUUAAGCAAAUUUAUAGUGAAAACAUUCAAUUAAACUAAAAAAAACAUUAAGAGAGCAUUUAGCAAACAAUAUGGCACAAAUGGACAUUGAAUUGAAGAAGGCCUUCACCGAGAUGCAGAUCAACAAAUUGGAAACAACCAAGAAGAUCAAUAUGAUUGACAUGAAAUGCGACAUGGUCAAGACGGGAAAACACAAGUAUCUGUUGACAGAAAAGGGCACAAGCAAUCUAGACAAUGAUACGAGAGUAUACCAAUCAGUUGGUCGCAUGUUCCUGCUCACGGAUGUGCAAAAUAUGCGAGAGGACUUAAAGAGCAAGCAGGAUAAAUGUGAAAAGGCCCUCGAACUUCUCGAAAAGAAGAAGGAAUUCUUGCAGAAAUCAUUGAAGGAUCAGGAGGAUGGCCUACGCGAGCUGGUCCAACAACGCAGGGAGGCUGAUGUUGCCGCGAAGUAGACACCACACUCUCUCACACAUGAAAACACACCUUUUGUUUCGGUUCAUCUUUAAAUAUAAUUGUCCAAAUUGAAGUUGGCAUAACUAACAAA